Messenger RNA from Candida tropicalis MYA-3404, 381 nucleotides. RefSeq names its product Nif3p (gene NIF3). Bases 1 to 381 code for a protein of 126 amino acids. Gene Ontology annotation, cellular component: cytoplasm; mitochondrion. The record is from RefSeq and is a predicted model, not a curated record. The transcript has a single exon. Lineage: Eukaryota; Fungi; Ascomycota; Pichiomycetes; Serinales; Debaryomycetaceae.
AUGGGUAGAUUAGUUAAAUUACAAAACCCUGUUGGAUUACAAGAGUUAGUAGCAAAUGUCAAGUCCCUGUUAGGAUUAAAAUACGUUCAAGUGGCAACUAGCGAUAAACAAAAACAAAUCAGUUCAAUUGCCGUUUGUGCUGGAUCUGGUGGUGGUGUUUUCAAAACUGUCAAGGCUGAUUUGUACUACACUGGUGAGUUAUCCCAUCAUGAAGCUUUAUAUUUCAAAGAACUGGGUUCUGCUGUUAUCUGCUGUAAUCAUUCAAACACCGAAAGAGCAUUUUUAAAAGUUAUUCAACAACAAUUAAGAGACGAAUUACAAGUUGAAGACCAGCAAGUAUUGAUCAGUGAAACUGAUAAAGAUCCUCUCGAAACUUGGUAA